AUGCUGGGAUCCAGUGGGUCGAGGAAGGUGGAGCGUCCACAGAACUGGAAGGACGCAACCAACUCGGGAUGGCAAGCGCCGGUGUAUGAGAGCGAGACCGUCCGCAAGCAGGUGCAGAAGGACUUCUUGAUCAAGGUGUACAGCAUCUUGUGCGCACAGCUCCUUGUCACCACCCUCAUCUGCGCUCUCUUCGUGUUCGCGGAGCCAGUGACUUACUUUGUGCUGGGGAACAUCUGGCUGACGCUCCUGCUCUUCAUCGUCAACCUUUUCGUCAUCAUCGCGCUGUGGUUCCUCAAGAACACCUAUCCUUGGAACUACAUCCUCCUCGGUGUCUUCACCCUGUCCAUGGGCUUCAUGGUGGGGGUGACCUGCGCUGCCUACACGGUCAACGGGAUGGGAUACAACAUCGCGUUCGCGGCCUUGCUGACGCUCGUGAUCUUCGUGUCCUUGACUGUGUUCGUUUCUGUCUCGGACAUCGACUUCAGCUUCCUUGGACUGUUCCUUCCUGUUUGCUUGAUCGUCCUCCUGGUCUGGUCCUUGUUCGCCAUUAUCUUCGGCUUCCAGUUGGGGAUGCUUUUCGGCGCUAUCGGGGCGCUACUGUUUUCCGGCUUCAUCAUUUACGACACGUGGAUGAUCAUGAACAAGAUGGGAUGCGACGACUAUAUCAUCGCCUCCAUCGAGCUCUACCUCGACGUGAUCAACCUCUUCAGCAUGCUGCUCUUGGUGAUGGGAGGCGGCGACAGCUGA
Messenger RNA from Guillardia theta CCMP2712, 747 nucleotides. RefSeq lists its product as hypothetical. Lineage: Eukaryota; Cryptophyceae; Pyrenomonadales; Geminigeraceae. The record is from RefSeq and is a predicted model, not a curated record. The coding region runs from base 1 to 747 and encodes 248 amino acids. The transcript is spliced from 2 exons. Gene Ontology annotation, cellular component: membrane.